UGUCAAUUAAUUUUACGACACGCGAAUCUCGCGGCUCGAAACCCUGAAUAAAUCAAUCGAAAUUCUCUUUUGGAAAAAUAAUCCUCUCAAAAAUAUGUUCAGAUAGAAAGUCGUUUCUUUCUUGUCUGUUUUCAAUCUACACUCUGAUCUUUUCUCGCUUUCUUCUGUAAUCUCUGGUUCUUGUUUUUUUUUCUUUUCCUUCAAAACAGAAUCUUUUUUUCUCGUUAUCCAAACAGCCUCUAAACCACCUUCUUUGUUUUUUCCUUCCCUCUCUUCGCUGCUUUAAGAAAUGGAGAUGGCUAUGGAGUAUUCGCGCUCGAGCAGCUCGCUUCUUAUUCACUCCUUGGCUUUCGAGACUCUCUCUGCCGCUGUUCGAACACGACGGUUUACUAAGAACCCGAUACCUAGUACGCCACGAAUAUCUGUAGUUGGAGUUUGUUAAAGCGUUUUUCUAUUUUUAGCGUCCUUUUUUUCCGAAAUUUGUUGCGUUGACCUUUUAACUAUUUCUUUGCUUCAAGCCUAGAAGUAAGAAUUGAACUAGAGAUAUCUGGUGAUUGUGAUAAAAUCUAUGAGAAUUUACGAGUGUUUUUGUUUUGAAAGAAUCGGUGAAUUGAAUUUUUAGGGUUUUGUGGAAUUACCGCCCCUUUGUGAGGAUUUCAUAUGUAAUUGCUGAAAAUGCUUAAGCUUUCAAGUGUGGAAGAAGUUGAGGAAACUUAGAAAUUUGAAGGUUAGGUCUUUUAACGAAGUUGUUGUGAUUUGAAUUUGUUAGGGGUUGUUUCUUGUUUUGUGAAAAGCUUAAAAGAGAAAACUGAAUUUGCAUUCCAGUUUUAGGUUAUUUUGUGGAAUUGCAGGAUUUACUUGGGUUUGGGUUUUAUUCAUAUUGUUUUGGUGGGGAAAUUUGAAUGGCGGAAAGGAGGGAGUUAGGACUGCCAAGGACAAGUGCUUGUAGUUUAAAGGAACAGUUAGCAAGAACCACUCUUAACAAUGUAAGAUCGCAAGGGCAUACAUAUAUAGAGCUCCGUGAGGAUGGGAAGCGGCUCAUAUUCUUCUGCACUUUGUGUCUUGCACCAUGUUAUAGUGAUUCGGUGUUACUUGAUCAUCUGAAGGGGAGCCUUCACUCAGAGAGGUUAGCUGUUGCUAAAGUUACAUUGCUAGGAACUAAUCCAUGGCCUUUCAAUGAUGGUGUGCUGUUCUUUGGUAAGUUGAAUGAAAAGGAGAAACAGUUAGCAGAUCUACAUGGUAAUGAAAAUAGGUUGUUGGAGUUUCACAACAAUGAUGACAACCUUGCUAUAGUGGAAUAUGUUGGCAGUGAAGUUAGUUCCUAUAGAAAGAAUGUGAAUUGUAGAGCAGGAGAAUCUGAUCUGCUGAUUCCAGGGGUGCUAAUCAAGGAUGAAGUCUCGGACUUGAAAGUGAGAUUUAUUGGUUUUGGGAAAAUUGCAGCGAGGUUCUGCGAGAAGGAUGGAGUCUCAAAUGAGAUUAGCAGAUUGUGGUGUGAAUGGUUGGGGAAAGAGGCUCCAAGAAAUGAUGACAAGUUGAAGGUUCCAAAGCAUGACUUUGCUGUUGUUACUUUUGUCUAUAAUUGCGAUCUAGGCAGAAAGGGAUUGCUCGAUGAUUUCAAAUCACUACUAACAUGUGGGUCUCCCACAGGAUUGGAGAAUGGUGAAUCUGCUAGUAGGAAAAGGAAGAAGUCAUUUUCCGAUCCAGAGGACAUAAGUGAAUCUUUGAGUAAUCAGUAUGAUUCAUCUGGGGAAGACUUUUCAGCUUCAAAUAGUGCUUCUUCAAGGCUGGCAUUAGAUCGAUAUGAUGAUCAGCUUCUGCUCACUAGAUUUAUAUCAAGUAAGGCUAUAAGGCGAGAGUUGAGGCGCCAACAGCGUAUAGCUGCUGAAAGAAUGUGUGAUAUCUGUCAGCAAAAGAUGCUUCCUGAGAAGGAUGUAGCAACACUCAUGAACUUGAAUACUGGAAAACUUGUUUGCAGUAGUAGAAAUGUUAAUGGGGCAUUCCAUGUAUUUCAUACUUCAUGCCUUAUACAUUGGAUACUUCUUUGUGAGCUUGAGAGGAUUGAGAACCAUUCAGUUAAUUCAAAAGUAAGACGAAGAUCUAGGAGAAAAAAUGGAGCCAAAUCCAAUGAGGUGGGUAAGGAUGGAGAGACUAAAGCCACGGGGACCCUGAUUUCUUCUGUGCUCUGCCCAGAGUGCCAAGGUACCGGUAUUGAUGUUGAGGGUGAUGAGCUGGAGAAGCCUGAUGUCUCUCUCUCUCAGAUGUUCAAAUAUAAGAUUAGAGUGAGUGAUGCUCGUAGAGCAUGGAUGAAAAGUCCUGAAAUGUUGGAGAAUUGUUCUACAGGCUUUCAUUUUCGUUCUCAAUCUGGAGAGAUGGUUCAGGAGAAGAUAUUGCCCCUAAAGUUGCUGCAUUUCUACAGCGCUGACAAGUAUGAAUGAGGCACAAGUUUAGUUGGAUGAAUUCUGCAGUUGACCUUGUCUUGAUGGUAGCAUUUAGGUUGUUCUGUUAUCAAAUAUAUGUAACCUGUGAAAGGCCAUGGUCGUCAUGAAAACCAUGAAUAGCACUUGUGGAAUAGUAUAUUCCCUUUGUAAAUACCUGUUGUACAUUGCUGACACCUGUCUGCACUGUAAAUGAACAGGCAGUCAAUGACUCAAUGUUAUAUUGACCUUGAUAUGAAGAAUACUUUUAACAAAUCCUGUCUUUCCCUUUACUCUACUUU
Theobroma umbraticum is the source of this 2716-nucleotide messenger RNA. RefSeq names its product acyl-UDP-N-acetylglucosamine O-acyltransferase. The record is from RefSeq and is a predicted model, not a curated record. NCBI's taxonomy places the organism in Eukaryota, Viridiplantae, Streptophyta, Magnoliopsida, Malvales, Malvaceae.